UUAUGGAUUACUUUGGUCUUGGUACAUCGUCAUUUACUAAACUCUGUAUCAACAAUGCAGCUGGUGGAGUACUCAGAAUACAAAGAGACAAGAUCAAACAAAGACUGAGUGGCAAAAAGACCAUUCUGAAGGCGAAGCCAGGCUAUGGCAGGCAGCCUUCUACAGGUCGUUCACAAAGACCUUACUAUGAUAAGAGUAGCUACAGAAAGUUUAUGAAAAAGUCUCUUUACAAAUGUAAGAGAAAAUAUGCCAACUCUUCCAGUAAAGAUACUGCUUUUUCAAUCAGAAAGGAUAGUCUCAAUAACAACGUAAAGAACCAGGUCUCUCACACAACUCUAAAAUGAAACAAGAAGGAUGGUCAAGCUAAGGAGGCUGACAUGAUGAGAACCCAGUUCAUACUUUCCCUGAAGGAGCAUCUGCGUCACCAGAAGAAAAAUAAGGUGUAUCAAGAGAAUAAAAUGGUCAGUAAGAAAGAGAGGACUAGGAAGCAUCACAAACGGCCUGGAACAGCCCUAUCUAUUCCUGAAAACUUAUGGGUAAAGAGACAGGAUUCAAAACCAAUAGUCUUUAUGAGACACAUGCAUAUUAAUGAUUCUAAGUCAAAUUCAGGCCUGUCAGCCUUGCUGGUAGACAGGAAUUCAAGGAAUAUUUCGAAAAAGAAACAGAAGGAUUCCUGAGUAGAUUCACAAAAUAUUUAUCGAUCUAAAAGAACCGAUAGAACCUCUUCUAGUCAUAACACAAGUGUGAAUAUGACUAAUAAGACAGUGAGGACUAGUGGCCCUAAGCUUCAGAAAGAGAUAAAGGUAAAAUAGAGAGAAAUAUAAGAAAGAAAUUUUACAAAAUAUUAAUUUCGUUAGCAAAGCUCCAAUUUUCCCCAAGAAGGUCAGAAAUAAAGUUGUGAGGAAGCCUCAGAAGGCUGGGAUAUCUUGUUUUGCAGAGAAUUCUAAUCUAGACAAAAUAAAAACGGCUAGAACUAAUUUGGAUAACAAGGAGAAUAAAUUUGAAUGCACUCGAAUUUUUAAAAAUAAAGCAAUUCAAGCAAAAAGACCACGAUCAAAAGUUGGAUUUGUAAAGUUAGAAAUGGAAUGUAACAGUGAUGAAGAAGAUAUCUUUUGAGAUAGAUUAACAGCUAAAUAUUAA
Molecule: messenger RNA, 1140 nt
Organism: Moneuplotes crassus
Lineage: Eukaryota; Ciliophora; Spirotrichea; Euplotida; Euplotidae
Source: the annotation of a GenBank genome assembly